This is a messenger RNA of Triticum turgidum subsp. durum (durum wheat), 978 nucleotides long. NCBI's taxonomy places the organism in Eukaryota, Viridiplantae, Streptophyta, Magnoliopsida, Poales, Poaceae. The record is from the annotation of a GenBank genome assembly.
AUGGCGAGGGCACUGACCAUGGGUGUGGUCGCUGUGCUGGUGUUCCUGUGCGCCACCGCCGUGCCGGCCGCCGCCCAGGGGAAGAAGGGGCUGCCCAAGAACUCCCGCGUGAUCCACCCGAAGCAGUUCGGGAGGAGGGAACAGGUGCUCUCCUGCGACGACACCACCGACGGCAACAGCCCCUGCGUCGCCACCUGCGACAGGCGCUGCCCCAACGAGUGCGUCGUCAUGUGCCCAGGCUGCAAGACAUACUGCAUCUGCGACUUCUACCCCGGCGUGUCCUGCGGGGACCCGCGCUUCACGGGCGCCGACGGCAACAACUUCUACUUCCACGGCAAAAAGGACCAGAGCUUCUGUGUGGUCUCCGACGCCGAUCUCCACAUCAACGCCCACUUCAUCGGCAAGCGCAACCCCGCCAUGAGCCGCGACUUCACCUGGAUCCAGGCCCUCGGCAUCCGCUUCGCCGACCAUCGCCUCUACAUGGGUGCCCAGAAGACCGUCAAGUGGGACAGCAAUGUCGACCGCCUCGAGCUGGCCUUCGAUGACAUGCCCAUUGAAAUCCCCACCGCCAUCGACGCCAAGUGGCAGUCCACCACCGUGCCUGGGCUGACCAUCACAAGGAAUGCCGCGGCCAACGGCAUCAGGGUCCAGCUCAAGGGAGUUUUCGACAUCUUGGCCAACGUGGUGCCCAUCACACAGAAGGACUCCCGCAUCCACAACUACGGUGUGACUGAAGACGACAGCCUCGCUCACUUCGACAUCGGGUUCAAGUUCCACGGCCUCACCGACGACGUCCAAGGCGUGCUCGGCCAGACCUACCGCGCCGACUAUGUGAACAAGCUCAGCGUGAGCGCCAACAUGCCAAUUAUGGGCGGCACAGCUAGCUACGUCACCUCCGAUAUCUUCUCCACCGACUGCAAGGUCGCCCGUUUUGGCCGCGCUUCAGGAAUCUCCAUGGUCACUGGCAUCGCCACUUAA